Hyla sarda is the source of this 2749-nucleotide messenger RNA. RefSeq names its product family with sequence similarity 168 member A (gene FAM168A). NCBI's taxonomy places the organism in Eukaryota, Metazoa, Chordata, Amphibia, Anura, Hylidae. Gene Ontology annotation, biological process: positive regulation of base-excision repair. The coding region runs from base 396 to 1109 and encodes 237 amino acids. The record is from RefSeq and is a predicted model, not a curated record. The transcript is spliced from 9 exons.
AGGUGACCAGUACAUUGGGGUCUCCCCUCUGAGGUGACCCGUAUAUUGGGAUCCCCGGGUCUCUGGGGGUCUCCUCCCCCCACCCGGAGGUGAUGUCACGGUGACAGGCCGCAGCUUCCCGCCUCCUCCUUCUCUCCGGCGUCUCCUCCUUCAUCCCUCACACACAGGAGAGGACGAAGCCGACACCAUCACUACCGGGACCGGCGGAUAACAGGGAGGCCUCGCAGCGGAGCAUUCUUGGAUUAAUUCUCAGACAACUUACUAAGAUGACAGCGAUCUGAUCCUUUCAUUAUCCUUUCAUUUCAACUUUGGUUCUUUCUGAAUCUGCUGCCUUCACGCCUGAGCAGGAUCUUGGAUUAUUCACCUGUGUAGAAGAGAGAUCUCAGUCUUCCAAAAUGAAUCCGGUUUACAGCCCUGUCCAGCCCGGGGCUCCCUAUGGAAAUCCGAAAAACAUGACCUACGCAGGUUACCCCGCAGGAUACCCCACAGCUGCUCCCACCUAUAAUCCCAACAUGUAUGCCACCAGCAGCCCAGGCUAUGCCCCAGCUACCCUCCUGAUGAAACAAGCCUGGCCGCAGACUCCCUCCUCGUCCUGUACCACCGAGGGCACGUUCCACCUUCCUGUCGAUUCCGGGACGGAGAACAGGACUUAUCAAGCUUCUUCUGCCGCAUUCAGGUACACUGCCGGCACCCCAUAUAAAGUCCCACCUGCUCAGAGUAACAGUGCCCCACCACCGUACUCUCCAUCACCUAACCCCUACCAGACAGCGAUGUACCCCAUCAGAAGUGCCUACCCACAGCAGAACCUAUAUGCCCAGGGUGCAUACUACACUCAGCCCGUGUAUGCGGCGGCACAACCCCACGUCAUCCACCACACCACUGUGGUCCAACCAAACAGCAUUCCUUCUGCCAUCUACCCGGCCCCCAUAGCUGCACCGCGGAGCAGUGGAGUCACUAUGGGCAUGGUCGCUGGGACUACCAUGGCCAUGUCAGCAGGUACAUUGCUGACCACACCUCAGCAUACUGCCAUAGGAGCACACCCCGUCUCUGUGCCAACAUACAGAGCCCAAGGGACCCCAGCGUACAGCUACGUACCCCCCCACUGGUAAAGUGGCUGUCCUGUCCAUGUCUGGAGUAAAACAUUGUAUGCAAACUGCUCAAGUCUUACAUCGGUGCUGGAACAACCGGCCGACGGCACCAAGUUUGUCUACAAGAACAAAACAACGAAAAGUGCAACGGUCACUUUAAAUAUUCUUUAGUGUUUUUUGUAAAAAGCUGCUUUUUUCUGUAACCUCUUCGGUUUCCCAUUACCUCCCGUCACCGCUGAGCGCAGACACCGUCGCGUCCUUUCAUGGCCGCCAUGUAUCUGUUGCUUGUGCCGUCACAGGUUCCUCUGCUUUAACAAUCAUCAUAAGAUCGUUUUCACCCAUAUUAUUUUACAACUUUGCGACAUUACUUUAGUUUCAGUUGAUUUUUUUCUUUUUUUCCCAGAAUUUUUUUUAUUUUCUAUUUUAAUUUUUUUUUCCAAAGGUGUCUUCCAAAAGUGUAGAAUUGUCGAUAAACAGAAAUUUUUUUCCCCCCUUAUGUUGGUUGUCAUAGGAAAAAAUCUUUGUUUAAUUUUUUAUCUUUAAUUUUUUUUUUUUUCCUUUUUGUUACAUGGUUUUUAACUUGCAAAGAAUUUCAAGGCUGCUAUACUAGUUUUUCAUGUGGGAAAACUAUUGGUAUUAUAAUAAGUUGUAUAAUAGCCACCGGUUUCUGUAAAAGCACAAAACACCUUCGUGUCUGUUAUUUCAUUGUCUUUUUUUUUUUUUUUCUGUUUUAUUUUUUUGAAGGCUGUGUGUGUAUAUAUAUAUAUAUAUAUAUAUAUAUAUAUAUAUAUAUAUAUAUAUAAUGCACUGUAGGGAGACCUUUACACUACCACAUGUACUGGGCAACCAGACAAUCACAAAUACACCACCACUAUGUACCCGACAUCUGGCGAAUGCAGUCGGCGCCAGGGGGCCGCUCGCGGUCCGGUUUUACUCUAGUUAUGACAUGUUGUAUUUGUGAGACAGUGUUACAGUAGAAAGCCUGAGUGUUCUGUAGAUAGAACAAUACAACGUUUGCAUGUGUGUUUAGGCAUUGAAGAUUAGUCAUAAAUCGUUCGCGCUCGGCCAACCCACGGCAGCGCAUUUGGGGAAGCUGCGUUUUCUAUGAACGCACCCUCCUCCCCCUUUCUCCUCACGUCGGCUGACAUGACGGUCCGUCGCACGCUCAGUCACACAUUUCGAUAUUUGCCACCACUGCAGAUAUGCAAAUAUACAAAGCCUUAGUCUAUGCCGUAUUAUUAGCCGUUUCCUGACCUACACCCGCCGAUAUUUAUCUUUACUAUGCGUUAGUUAUAUGUGACUCCGCCCCAUCCCUCCCCCGCGCACAGUCACGUUGUUACCUCAGCUUUGCACUGGAUUUUAAGAGAAUGCCUAGAUAUCGAAAUAAACAGAUCCUCACAUCUAAAUAGAUUACAAAGUCAAUAAAUAGGAUUUUUUUUUAUCAUCAUUUUGGUUUUCUUUUCCCAGUGGAUAUUUCUAGAGAAACUAUUGGUCAAUAAAGGUAAAAUACAUUUCCAUAAAGUGUCUUACCCCAUGUUUCUGUUCAGUUUGUCCCUUUAACUCAUGUCCUGUAUAGUCUACAAAUUAAAAAAGGGAAGUAUGUUUUCUUUUGUGAAGCCCCUCCCCUGCUUAAUUAUUUUUUUUGCCUCCCCUACCCGUAA